UAAUAGUGAUGGAACCGAACCGAACUGAAAAAACAACAGCAGCACUAGCAAAAACAAGCAAACACAAACAGCAAAGACAGUAGACACUAGACAGACACUUGAAUUGAAACAUGGCGGCGGGUCCUAUAGCGGAACGCAACCAAGAUGCCACAAUAUAUGUCGGUGGACUGGACGACAAAGUGUCGGAGACUCUCAUGUGGGAGCUGUUUGUACAAGCUGGACCCGUCGUGAACGUACACAUGCCCAAAGAUCGGGUGACACAGAUGCACCAAGGCUACGGAUUUGUUGAGUUCAUGGGAGAGGAUGAUGCAGACUACGCCAUCAAGAUCAUGAACAUGAUCAAGCUUUAUGGAAAACCAAUUCGGGUUAAUAAGGCCUCUGCACAUCAGAAGAACCUGGACGUGGGAGCAAACAUUUUCAUCGGUAACUUGGAUGCAGAAGUAGAUGAGAAACUGCUCUACGACACCUUUUCUGCUUUCGGUGUGAUUUUACAAACACCUAAAAUAAUGCGUGAUCCAGAGACGGGAAACUCCAAAGGAUUUGCUUUCAUCAACUAUGCCAGUUUUGAUGCCUCAGAUGCAGCGAUAGACGCUAUGAAUGGCCAGUACCUUUGCAAUCGGCCAGUGUCGGUUUCGUAUGCCUACAAGAAGGAUGCAAAGGGGGAGAGACACGGUUCUGCUGCUGAGAGAUUGCUAGCAGCUCAGAACCCGUUGUCCCAGGCUGACAGACCUCAUCAGCUGUUUGCAGACGCCCCACCGUCUGCUCCCCUGCCCCCACCACCACCUCCAGUCAAUGUCAUGGGAAUGGGACUUGCUCCUCCACCUCCUCCUGUAGGGUUCAAUCCUCCUCCUCCUCCACCGGUGCCUCCACCAGGGACUAUACCGCCACCGAUGUCUCUCCCACCUCCACCUCUCCCUCCACAACAACCUCCUCCCAUGAACAUGUCUCAGAUUCAUUCUCAGAAUAUGAUGAACCAGCAAAACCCCCCUCCACCACCGCUACCACCUCUCCCGCCAACGUCUUCGGCGAAUGUCAUGCAGCAAAAUGUGCCCUCUCAAAUACAACCACCUCAGAACAUACCACGACCACCUAUGCCACCUCCCAGUCUGGGAGGUCCUCCAAACAUGAAUAUGCCUCCGGCCCCGCCGAACAUGCCCCAGAUGCCAGGACCUCCCAAUAUGCCACCAAUGCCUGGUCCACCAAAUAUGCCGCCUAUGCCCGGACCUCCCAUGCCCAACAUGCAAGGUCCGCCUAACAUGCAAGGACCACCAAAUAUGCAAGGGCCACCCAAUAUGCAAGGACCUCCCAAUAUGCAAGGACCACCCAAUAUGCAGGGACCACCCAAUAUGCAGGGACCUCCUAACAUGCAAGGUCCACCAAACAUGCAGAAUAUGCCACCCAACAUGGGCGGACCUCCACCACCCAGGAUGAUGCCUCCACCCCCAUGGCAACAACAGGGGCCUCCACCACACAUGCAAAACCAAGGGGGUAGAUUCCCACCUCCUCCUCCCCCACAUGGUAACCGGCCACCUCCUGGUUGGAGACCUCCACCUCCACCACCAGGAAGAGGAGGCCCUCCAUUUGGUCGACCCCCAUUUCCUCCUCGGGGACCCCCACCACCACCCCCUAGACAACGGCCUCCCCAGAACUAUCAUGAAAGAGAUGACUAUGAGGAUGACAGUUAUAACGAUUACGGCGAGAACUAUUAGAUUGUGAUUAGAUUAAAAAACUAAUAAAAGUAAGUUCAAACAAA
Molecule: messenger RNA, 1753 nt
Organism: Homalodisca vitripennis (glassy-winged sharpshooter)
Lineage: Eukaryota; Metazoa; Arthropoda; Insecta; Hemiptera; Cicadellidae
Gene: Spx
Product: splicing factor 3B subunit 4
Exons: 6
Coding region: 111-1709 (532 amino acids)
Biological process (GO): positive regulation of mRNA splicing, via spliceosome
Cellular component (GO): U12-type spliceosomal complex; nucleolus
Molecular function (GO): RNA binding
Source: RefSeq, a predicted model, not a curated record